AUGUCUAUCUCAGUCAAACGCGCUGUGUUAAUAAGUUUCAUACUUUUCCUAUCUAUCUAUCUAUCUAUCUAUCUAUCUAUCUAUCUAUCUAUCUAUCUAUCUAUCUAUCUCAGACUGCUCAUAUCUAUCUAUCUAUCUAGCUAUCUAUCUAUCUAUCUAUCUAUCUAUGCCAUCUGUUCAUAUCUUACAUUCUUUAUCUAUCUAUCUAUCUAUCUAUCUAUCUAUCUAUCUAUCUAUCUAUCUAUCUAUCUAUCUAUCCCAGUCUGUUCAUAUGUUUCAUUCUUUAUAUAUCUACCUAUCUAUCUCAGUCUCUUCAUAUCUAUCUAUCUAUCUAUCUAUCUAUCUAUCUAUCUAUCUAUCUAUCUAUCUAUCUCAGACUGCUCAUAUCUAUCUAUCUAUCUAUCUAUCUAUCUAUCUAUCUAUCUAUCUAUCUAUCUAUCUAUCCCAUAUGUUCAUAUCUUUCAUUCUUUAUCUAUCUAUCUAUCUAUCUAUCUAUGUACAUAUAUUUCAUUUUUUUCAUUCUUUAUCUAUCUAUCUAACUAUCUAUCUCAUUUCUUUCUUUCUUUCUUUCUUUCUUUCUUUCUUUCUUUCUUUCUUUCUUUCGUUAUGCUCACCUUCUUUCUUUCUUUACAUAGCUAUUCUCUCUUUCUUUCUUCACGCUGUCCGUCUUUGUUUGUUUGUUUGUUUGUUUCUUCUUUCUUUCUUUGUUUUUCUGUUUCUUUCUUUCUUUCUUUCUUUCUUAAUUUCCUCUUUCUUUCUUUCUUUUCUCUGCCCUUCUUUUUUUCUUUCUUUCAUUCUUUCUUUCUUUCUUUCUUUAAACGUUUAUUUGCCUCUCAUUUGAUUCAGGCAGUUAAGUUUACUUGCUUCUUAUCUCCAUUUAUCUCCAUUAGUUUUCGUCCUCUUUCUUUCUUUCUUUCUUUCUUUCUUUCUUUCUUCAAGAAACACCCUUUAAUAGCUCUUUUCUUUCUUUGCCUUUCUUCACGUAGCCCUUUAUUUUCUUUCUUUCUUUCUUUCUUUCUUUCUUUCUUUCUUUCUUUCUUCACGCAGCCUUUCUUUCUUUCUUUCUUUCUUUUUUCUUUCUUUCUUAAUACGUUUAUUUACCUCUCAUUUGAUCUUUCGUUACGAAGAUUUUUUUUUCUAACUUUAUUCUUUGACUAA
Messenger RNA from Acanthosepion pharaonis, 1158 nucleotides. NCBI's taxonomy places the organism in Eukaryota, Metazoa, Mollusca, Cephalopoda, Sepiida, Sepiidae. The record is from the annotation of a GenBank genome assembly.